This is a messenger RNA of Hippocampus zosterae (dwarf seahorse), 1148 nucleotides long. Its product is annotated as lysophosphatidylcholine acyltransferase 1-like. The coding region runs from base 1 to 993 and encodes 330 amino acids. The transcript is spliced from 9 exons. NCBI's taxonomy places the organism in Eukaryota, Metazoa, Chordata, Actinopteri, Syngnathiformes, Syngnathidae. The record is from RefSeq and is a predicted model, not a curated record.
AUGAACAAUCCUUCGAAAGGAAGCACCGAGCGCCGAUACAAUUUCGUGGACGUGGCAAGGGGCCCGGAGCUGCACACAUCUUCGACUUCUUUAGUCAAGAGCCGAGCCCAAAAGGAACGCGACACCGUGUCACUAACCGACCAGCCUGUUCAUCUACUCGCGUGUAGUUUUUUGUUUUUCUUCUCAUGCUGUUUACCGUCUCCCAGCUUCAAGAUCCUGUGGCUCACUCUGUGUCAGCCUCACAAUGCCAUGGAGAUCGAGUACCUGCCAGUUUAUACGCCGUCUGACGAGGAGAAAGAAAACCCAACCCUGUUCGCCAGCAAUGUUCGGAAACUCAUGGCCAAAGCACUGGGGGUGCCGCUCGCCGAUCUUUCCUUUGAGGACCGAGACAUCACGUUUUCCGAGGGGCCCCUGCGCAUCCGCGACCCCAGCGGCCUGCUCGAGUUCAAUCGGCUGGUGCGCCGCUUGGGGGUGAAGAUCACAAACGGCCUGCUAAAGGAGCAGGCCAGCAGAGCCAGGAAGCUGCUCAGACAUCAGCUGAAUUUAGAAGACCUGGCAUGCUUCCUCCACCUGCCCGUUACGAAUACACUACGAGAAGUUACCAGCCUCUUUAUCCAGGAUGAAGAGGGACACAUAGACAUCAGACACUUUGUUAUUGCCAUGUCCACUAUUUACCGACCAUCCAGGUCAAUGGAGACCCUCAAACUGGCCUUCGAGAUGUACGAGAACGAGGACAGCGGCGAGGUCCAUGAAGACGAGCUGGCCUCCACUCUGGAAAUCAUGUUAGGAGUGAAAGAAGUGGAAUUAUCCGUGUUUUUUAUGGAGCUCGACGGAGCAGACAGUGGGAAAAUCACCUACGACAAACUUUAUCGUUUCAUCGAGCAGCAUCCGCGCUUCGUCCACGACUACCUGGACUUCCAAGACCACCCACGCAGAUCCUGCAUCCGCCGAUCCGACGCCUGCAAUGGUCAGAGCCACGACAAAGACAACUGAAAACAACAAUUCAAGACAAAUAUUUCUCUUCUCGUCCUCGCUCUGGGAUGCGGCGCCUCUGCCGCAUUAAGUUACCCUCGCAGCAAGCGAGGGUGGGAUGAAUAAACACUGAGCGGGAUUACAAACAAGUUGGCCCGGAAGGCUUUGCGGAAGUA